This is a messenger RNA of Adineta steineri, 321 nucleotides long. The record is from the annotation of a GenBank genome assembly. NCBI's taxonomy places the organism in Eukaryota, Metazoa, Rotifera, Eurotatoria, Adinetida, Adinetidae.
AUGACUUCCAAUAUUAAUUUAAGAAUUAUUUUUGAACAAACAGCAGAUAAUCUGAGCAGGACUGCGGGUAUCAAUGAUUUUCGUGGUCCUUCAGGUGUUUGGACUGCUCGAGCGAGAGGUAUUGUUCUACCAUCACGAACGGUUCCUAAUCCUGAACCAACAUUAACUGAUAUGGCUUAUGUGGAAUUGAUGAAAAAGAAUUAUUUGAAAUUUUUAAUUUCUCAAAAUUGUGAUGGUCUACAUUUGAAAAGUGGCAUAUCACCGGAUAAAAUUUCUGAAUUACACGGCAGUUCCAAUUAUGAAGCUUGUGCAAAAUGUUGA